Molecule: messenger RNA, 1508 nt
Organism: Malania oleifera
Lineage: Eukaryota; Viridiplantae; Streptophyta; Magnoliopsida; Santalales; Ximeniaceae
Exons: 3
Coding region: 167-667 (166 amino acids)
Cellular component (GO): chloroplast thylakoid membrane
Source: RefSeq, a predicted model, not a curated record
AUUCGCUAGAAAGUUCAGCCCGGCCUCGUGGCGUGUUUAGCACCAAGCAUUCCCCGAAUUACCAAAACAGAAAGAUGAGUGGCAUCGUUCCGGGGAGCAGCGAGCCAGAGAAAGAGGGAGAGAUAGAGGGUGUGUGUGCGUCUGUGUUUAGACCUCGUCUCUUUCCAUGAUGUGUAACCUCCGCCUGUUGUCUUCCCCGACCCUAUCUUUUUCCGAUCACCGCUGUGCAACAUUCUUCGGUAUUUCUGUGGCUGAGUGGCUGUCGGCACAGCAGGUUUUCUGGUUUGCCAUUUAUUUUAGUGCAGGCAACAACUUUCUGUUCCUGUUUCUGGCACUUCUCUGUCUUGGCACAGCAGGUUUCUGUCCUUGUGAUUCUCGGCACAGCAGGUUUCUUGGUUCAAGAUUUAUUUUUAAGUGCAGAAAGGGAAAAUAUCUUUGGGGUCAUAUCGAUGGAUGGAUUGUGCACCCAAUCCUGAUAAAUCCAAGGAGUCAGUGGCUUGUCCUUCAUGGGCUGUGCUUGGUGCCAAGGAUUCAGCGGCUUGUCCUUCAUGGGUUGUGCUUGAUGCUCGGAUUAUGUCUUGACUUCUUGGCUCGGUUGAGCCACAUAUUGUCCCCAACUUGCGACCUUAUUGCACCGCUCAAUCCAUGUGGACUUAUUAAAAAAUAGUAUAUCAUCAAGAUAACGGUGCCCGUCGUUUUCAGUUAGAACAUGUGAUUGCUAUGUUUCAACAUGACAAUCGUUCCAUCCAAGACUAUUAUUUGGGGAACCUGGCUCUUUGGAACGAAUAUUCUGAUUUGGUUACUACGGAAGUUCCUGUUGCCUCUCUUCCCAUCACUGGUUGGUAUGUGUUCUUUAGGUGAUGCAUUGAUCUCUUGGAAGAGUAAGAAGCAAGACAGAGUUUCUAAGUUGUCGACGAAUAUGAAUAUCGGGCAAUGUCUCUUGCUUGUUAUGAAAUUAUUUGGCUUCGAGGUUUGCUUGCUGAGCUAAAUUUUUCUAGAGACCGAUCCUAUGCCUCUAUAUGUCGAUAAUACGAGUGCUAUCCACAUCACGGCCAAUCCUGUCUAUCAUGAGCGCACAAAGCAUAUUGAAGUUGAUUGUCACUCUAUUCGUGAAGCUUUUGAAGCUCAUGUUGUCACUCUUUCACAUAUUUCCACUGACUUACAAAUUGCGGAUAUCUUCACCAAGGCUCUCACUUGUCAUCAGCAUUGCUUCCUAAGUAGCAAAUUGAUGCUUGUUGAUCAACCUGCAUCAAUUUGAGGGGGGCUGUCAAAGGAACAGCAAACAGCAAAGCAAAAGAUUUGUUUCCCUACUUCAGCCCACAAUCAUUUCCUUAUUUCUCAAUUCAUUAUUUUGUACAGCUAGCAUAUAUUUAGUUUACAUGUAUAGGGCUUUAGUUUACAUGUAUAGGGCUAGAAUCAUGCUAGAACUUAUUUAUUUUCCAUGUAUAGCGUUCUUGUAAAGUCUAUAUAUAAUAUACAAAACUCAAGGACAAACCAUUUGGCCAUUC